Messenger RNA from Hyalella azteca, 4271 nucleotides. RefSeq lists its product as uncharacterized. The record is from RefSeq and is a predicted model, not a curated record. Bases 39 to 4271 code for a protein of 1410 amino acids. NCBI's taxonomy places the organism in Eukaryota, Metazoa, Arthropoda, Malacostraca, Amphipoda, Hyalellidae. Gene Ontology annotation, cellular component: sperm flagellum; centriole; axonemal microtubule. Gene Ontology annotation, biological process: microtubule anchoring. Gene Ontology annotation, molecular function: microtubule binding. The transcript is spliced from 4 exons.
UAUUAAAAAGAAGCGGUAUAUGAGCCAUCGUGUCUAAGAUGGCGGCUGACGUCGCCAUAACGCAGCCUCGCUCCCUGGGAGCUGACCCAGCGUACGCUGACCCUGCGUUCUACGAUCCCAGCGCAGUCGCUGCACCGCAAAGCCUGCAGUACUACCCUGGUUACUCCCAGCAACCUGACUACUACCAGCAGGGAGAAGACUACUACCAGCAGGAGGCUGAUCCGUACGCAGAUUACGAAGGAUAUCCAGAGUACGAUCCAGCUGGUGAGCAAUACGAGGAUUACCAGGAGGAAUACCCGAGCGACUACCCCUACCCUGAGGGCGGUGACGGGUACGACGACGGUUACUACGACGAGGAAGAGGGGCCUCAAUACGACGGGUUCUACCCCGACAACGCAGACCAGUUCAGGGACGUGUCCAUCUACCAGCGAGAGCCGCGUCAGCGAGGCGAAUACGUCAUAGACGACGACGACGACGACGACGAUCGCUUCGCCGUCAGGGAGUCCCGGCAGCCCCUGGCGCAGGCAGUCGCCCCCGCCCGGCGCGCCCCUCGCACGGAGAUCGUCCUCGACACUCCGGGAGAAGAAGACGACCACAUCGGGUACUCCACAACUCAUGCCGACUACCCAGCCCACGACCUAAGGCGCGCACCACGCGAGCGCCCCCUACGCGUCUCGGGCGAAGAGAUCGUCAUCGACGAAGACGUCGAUCCUCUUCACGCUGACAGCGAGACCCGUCGCGCCUACGGCCCUCCACCCCGCCAACCCAGGGAGCCCGUGGCGCGAUCCAAAUCCUACGGGGAGAUCGUGAUCGACGAGGAUCUCGCGGGCAUCCCGCAGGAAAGUGAGACCCGGCGGGCAUACGCCGCACCCCCUCGUGACCAAAGGCAGCAAAUCAGGAGGUCUAGAUCACUUGGGGACCUGAUCAUCGUCGACGACGAGGCUAGGAGUGAACUGCCGCAAGCCAGCGAAAGCCACGCUGCGUAUCCGGCGUACGACCGCGUCGCGCGGCCGCAGCGAGUACAGUACGCAGCUGGAUACGAGGGCGAGUCACUACCAUUGGAGACGAACACCGAGACCAAGUCCCAGUACGUCGAGCAGACAGGCACUCGACCUCGGCGCCGCCAAGACGCCUAUAUCUACUCGAAUGAAUACCUUCCUUUGGAUGACAGUGAAACUAAAUCUCAAUAUAAAGAAGUCAGGGGAGGUCGCCAACCACCGAUCAGAGCGAAGACAAGCCUUCGGCACACUGGUGUGUCAGGCAACCUAACCGAAACCCACUCGAGUUAUCAAGAGAAAAGAGGGGAACGAGCUCGCCCCACUCGACUAGGCACGAGUCUCAAGCCACAAGGAGUAUCAGGAGAAGGCAGUGAGACACAGCAAGAGUUUAAGUAUAAGACAGCUCGAGUUCAGCGACCAGGCAUCAAGCAAGUUGGGAGCCUCAAGCAGUCCGGAGAACUGGAUGGCAAAUCUGAAACUAAAGAUCGCUACACCGAUAAGAAAGUUCCGCGUUCGAUAUUGAGAAAAGUUUCAGAUAACAUCAAGCCGGAAGGAAGCUUCUCAAAAGAUACUGAAUACGACUCGAAGUUUCAGAAUGUGCCUAACGGAAAACAAAGGCCUGUAAGGAAGUCAGAUACUUUAGCUCAAAGUGGUGAGUUGCAGAAAGAGACAACAUACGUGACUACCUACACGGAAAAACAAGCCCCCAGAUCUAAGGCUGCCAAGAAACAAGAUAAUCUUGCAUCUGAAGGGACUUUGGAGCAAGAGACUGAGUACGACCUGAGAUACAAAAAGUUUCAGGCUCAGAGAUUUCGCGGAGAUAAAAAAAGCGAUAACCUCAAGAUCGAAGGAAGCCUUGACCAAAACACUGAAUAUGAACAAAAUUUUGGAAUUAAAAAAACUCAACGACCUCGCGGAAAGAGAAUAGAAGAUAACCUGAAAUCAGAAGGGGAAAUCGAAAAGUCUUCAGAGUACGAUCAACGAUUCCAAAGAUUGUAUGCAGUGAAGCCCAAACAAAAAAGGCAAGAAGACACACUCAAAUCUGAAGGUGACUUGCAAAAGGACACCGAAUAUUAUCAACGAUUUAAAGCAGUGAACACUAGCCGCCCUUCGAAAAUAAAAGCACAGGAUAACCUGAGAGUGCAAGGAGAACUUCAAAGUGAUACAGAAUAUGACAAGAAGUUUAAAGGCAUUGCUGGGGCACGGCCUAAACAGAUAAAAGUGAAAGGCAGUCUAAAAGUUGAAGGCGAACUUCAAAAAGAGACCGAGUACGACGGUCGUUUCCGGGGACUGAACGCAAUUCGACCCAAGAAAGUGAUUGGAAAAGACACGUUGAAAAUAGAAGGUGAUUUGUCAAACGGGACUGAAUACUACCAGAAGUUCCAAGGUACUCGAACUACUCGACCUCCUAAAGUAAAGGCAGGAGAUAAUUUGCGAAUCGAAGGAGACCUAGCGAACGGCACAGAGUACGAGAGGAGGUUCAAAGGUGCCAGAGGUGUUCGCCCAUUAGUUGUUCGUGGACGAGAUAAUUUACAAAUUCAAGGAGACCUAGAGAAAGACACCGAGUACGAUAAAAGGUACACAGGUGCCCGAGCAUUGAGACCUAAGAAGAUCAAAGCUACUGAUAACUUGCAGAUCCAAGGCACGCGAGAAAAUCAUACAGAAUACGAUCAGAGAUAUCAAGGAGCAAGAGCUGCGCGACCCAAGAAGGUUAAAGGACCGGACAACUUAAAGAUUCAAGGGAAUCUCUUUCAAGACACAGAAUAUGAUCAAAAAUUCCAAGGAACUAGAGGUGCUCGCCCUGCAAAAGUCAUAGGUAAGGAUAAUCUGCGUAUUGAAGGAGAUCUAGAAAAAGAUACCGAGUACGAUCAGAGGUAUCAAGGCGGCAAAGCAGCUCGACCUGCAAAGGUUAAAGCCGAAGAUAACCUUCACAUUGAAGGAGAUCUAGAAAAAGAUACCGAGUACGAUCAGAGGUAUCAAGGCGGUAGAGCAAAUCGACCUGCAAAGGCUAAAGCCGAAGAUAACCUUCGUAUUGAAGGAGAUCUAGAAAAAGAUACCGAGUACGAUCAAAGGUAUCAGGGCGGCAAAGCAGCUCGACCUGCAAAGGUUAAAGCCGAAGAUAACCUUCGUAUUGAAGGAGAUCUAGAAAAAGAUACCGAAUACGAUCAGAGGUAUCAAGGCGGCAAAGCAAAUCGACCGGAGAAAGUUAAAUCCGAAGAUAACCUUCGCAUUGAAGGAGAUCUAGAAAAAGAUACCGAGUACGAUCAGAGGUAUCAAGGCGGUAAAGCAACUCGACCAGCAAAAGUUAAAGCCAAUGAUAACCUUCGUAUUGAAGGAGAUCUAGGAAAAGAUACCGAGUACGAGCAACGGUUCUUAGGUGCGAAAGGGAAUCGAGUCAAGAAAAUCAAAAGUCAAGACCAAAUUCGAGUUGCUGGUGAACUCCAAAAGGAAACCGAGUACGGCCAAAAAUUUCAUACCAAAAAACCUGAGCAGUCUUCAAAACCGACUUCCCAAUUUACGCGCAGACCUUCUGUGGAGUUAAAAGAGGAUUUGGAGUAUAAAAAAAAUUUUGUCGCUAACACUGGUCGAAAGGUGACUCCAAAGAAGGGUGCAGAUAAUCUUCGCGCUAGCGGUAAAUUGAACGCAGGUACCGAAAAUCUAAAGCAGUUUGCAGGGAACGCCAGUAGCAAAGGAAAAGCAAAGCCCCAACAAGACAAUUUGCGAUCUGACGGACAAUUCCAUAAAGAAACAGAGUACGAAGGUAAAUUUUUGGGGCUGAACAAGCCGAAAACUAAAGGCAGCAAGCCAGCUGAUACUCUUGAAACCAAGGGAGAUAUUACAAAAGAAACUGAGUAUAAUGAGAACUUCCUGCCUUCGUCCUUAGCAAAGACUACUCAGCUGAAACCUGUCGACAAUCUUCAGACGAUUAGUCAGCUGCAGCAACAGCAACAGCAGGAGCAGGACGACAUAGCUGAUAGCAUCCCAAACCAAAUUACACAGAACCAAGAAGAGGAACAACAGCCCUCAUUAUCAUCGAAUAUUCUAGAUGACGAAGAGAUAGAAGAAGAGACCGAAGAGGUCGUCGAUGAAGAACCUGAGGAAGACAAAGUUCAGCGUGAGCAGAACUUUGAAAAAUCUGGGCUACCUUCUGGUCCUGGACUCACUAUCAUUGGCGGUACUGGCAAUAUUCGGCUCGCUAAUCAAGAAGAGUACCGAAAUAAUUACAAAGGAACUCCUAUGAAAGGUUUUCUCCGCCGUAUCAUACCAGCUUAG